UAUAUAAAUAGAAUAUUAAAUUGAGAUUAUUUUUUUCUUUUUAAAAUUUUUAAAUUACUGAAAUAAGAAAUGCUAAACACAAGGAGUUUAUUAAAAUAUUUUAAAAGGCGCAGCGGUAACCUGUCAGCUACUCUAGAGAAAUCACCAAUUUGGCUAUCUUUAUCAAAUUGUGUUUAUGAAAAUAUUUCAUUUGAAGAAUAUAUUUAUGAAAAUGUUUCUCUUGAUGUUUUUGAUAGAAUUUUAUUCAUAUGGAGAAACACUCCUUCUGUUGUGAUAGGUCGUCAUCAAAACCCUUGGAAAGAAGUCAACUUAAAGAAAAUUGAACAAAGCAAUAUUAAACUUUGUCGUCGUAAUAGUGGAGGUGGUGCUGUUUAUCAUGAUUUAGGAAAUGUAAAUUUUACUGUUUUUAGUAAUAGAGAGUUAUACAACAGAAAAGAAAACUUGAAUUUUGUUGUAGAAUUUUUUAAAGAAGUUUAUAAGAUCAAUCUUGAAAUAAAUCAUAAAGAUGAUAUUAUAUUUGAACGCUUUAAAGUUUCAGGUAGUGCAGCAAAAGUUGGCUUGAACAAUGCAUAUCAUCAUUUUACUUUAUUGUGUAACGCUAAUGUUAAUUGUUUAAGUGAAGUCCUACAGAAUUCUUUCUCACAAAUCCAAACUAGUGCCACACAAAGUGUUUCUUCACCUAUCAAGAAUUUGUUUUAUAAUGGAUUUGAUUUUGCAGAUUUUGUGAAAAAUUUAACAGAGUUUUACCAUAUUAAAUACAAAAAAAUAAGUAAUUAUGCACAGGUUCACCCAAUUAAUUAUCCUAUUUCCCAUAAAGUGGAUUUGCUAAAAGCAUGGGAUUGGACCUAUGGAAAAAGCCCUAAAUUUAGUGUUGAUGGAGUUCUAAUGAAAAAAGGGGUGCAAAUUGGUGUUAUUAAUAUAGUGGUUCAGAAAGGAUUAAUUUCAGAAAUACAAUCAUCAAGUGAGUAUAAUGAAAAACUAAAGUAUUUUGUUGGGAUUAGAUUUGACCCUUAUAAAAUAAUAGGUUUAUUAAAGCUUUAUGAUGUAACAAUACAUUUUUAAUACUUGAUGUUCAAUACUUAAUGUUUACAUUUUUAA
Hydra vulgaris (swiftwater hydra) is the source of this 1098-nucleotide messenger RNA. RefSeq names its product lipoyl amidotransferase LIPT1, mitochondrial. The record is from RefSeq and is a predicted model, not a curated record. NCBI's taxonomy places the organism in Eukaryota, Metazoa, Cnidaria, Hydrozoa, Anthoathecata, Hydridae. Gene Ontology annotation, biological process: protein lipoylation. Gene Ontology annotation, molecular function: lipoyltransferase activity. Gene Ontology annotation, cellular component: mitochondrion; cytoplasm.